AAAUUUACGGUCGUAAAAAUAUUUAUUGUAGAAGUAACCUAAGAGUUUUAGCGGGAUCGACCAUCAAUUAAAUCGUGUGCGGGUGUACAAUAGCGUAAAAUAUUGGAUUACCGGUACAUUCUCUUCAACAGUGACUAACCGGUUCAGUGAAGUGUGGAGUGUGAAAACAAACCUGAAUAAUUAUUCAUCACACCCGAAUGUAGAUCAGGACAAAGUUUCGUGUACUUUUGCGCGAUCAUUUGUAUUGAACAUCAUAACUCUUCGCGGUUAAAUGACACAACGAAGGUAAACGGAAUUUAAGGACUAAGACACCAUUUAUUGUGGACCCAUUACUUACACGGAUGGACAUAACGCUAUUACAGAUGGACCGUACCUGUAUGCGAACUUUUGUGAUGCUGUUGAUGACUUCUUUCUCACAAGGUACAGGUGCGCCGUUGGUGUUCCUCUCCGAUGAGCCCGUUGGUAGCUACUUCCGGUACCAGGGCCGCUGCUCCUUGCCUUGCGAUGGAUCCUACCCGCCGGGGCAGUUUCCGGUCACUAUCACUCUGGAUCAAAUUGCCUCCGAUUUUGCGGGCUUUAACAUCUUCCGGCCGCUGCAGACGACACCGAGCUGGGUGUGGCACCUAAACAACAACAACUACAUCUCGUCGAGCAACGCCGGCACGUGCACGUUUGACGUGCAGUUUGAUCACGUGACGUCUGGUGCCAAAAUGAGCGGCGCAUGCGAACUGAAUCACGUAACACCGUUUGCCUGUAAGUCCGGUGACUUCAUUCCGGAGUAUUACAACACGUACAGCAGUUGCUAUGACGUUGCUGGGAACAAUCUGGAGCUCUGCUACAACCAGACGAUCUUUUCGUGGUGCUGUAAUGCGUGCAAUGGCUAUCGGGAAGACACUCCGAAUUGCCCCUUCGGAGACCUCAUUCCUUCUCGCUGCACCUCGCUAGAUGACGCCCUCUGUUACGAGGAAAGCGUGCGAAAGGACUGUUGUGGCACGUGCAAUCGCGUGGAGGAAACAUAUUACGUUGCAGAUUGCCCUUAUGGUGACCGGAAGCCGGAUUUCUGUCGCAAGAUUACGGAUGAAUCUGCCUGCUACAACAAAACAGUGGAGGAGAUCUGCUGCAAAACCUGCGACGACUUUAAAGACAACACACAGCUUGACUGUCUCUAUGGUAACCGGAUUCCAGACAAGUGUGAGACCAUUCAGACCCGGGACUGCUACUCCCAGAAUGUGUCAUAUCAAUGCUGUAGGACUUGUGGGGACGCCCGCAACCAGAACAAUCCAGACUGCGCAUUUGGCGACAAGGCUGACUUUUGUCGCAGCCUGGAAAACGUCCAGUGCUACAACGGGACAGUGGCCUCUACAUGUUGUCAGAUCUGCGCCUCGUUUGCUGCUGGCGGUACUUCUGAAUGUCAGUAUGGGGACCAGGCCCCUUCCCAGUGUUUGACCUUGACCCCAGCACAGUGUCAGACAAACUUUACCCUGCAGAAGUCGUGUUGUAGGACGUGCAAAUUCGUCCAAGAAAACAACUGCUCCCUUGAAGCCGAGGACCCAGUUUCAUGCUUGUAUAUCCAGCCACGUGAUUGUUACAACGACAACCUGAGACAGAAAUGCUGCUCCACCUGCCUUGAUAACCUGAAGAAUGCACCUCACCUCAAUGAGUCCUGUGCGUAUGGUGACCGAGAUCUGAAAUGCUGGAGGAUCGCCCGUGCUGACUGCUACGAGCCCCGCAUUGAGCACGGCUGUUGUAGCACGUGCCAAGAUUAUGUGGUUCUCUCUGCAGAGACCUGCAAAUAUGGAGACAGAUGGUCAAACUGUAGCAGUGUUUCUGAACAUUUUCAAUGUUACGAUCCCAAAGUUGAGACAAACUGCUGCGAGACAUGUUCAUAUAACAGAAAGAGCAACUUACCAGCCAGUUGUCGCUAUGGUGAUAAGUCAACAAGCUGUCCUACAAUCAUUGCAUUCGAGUGUUAUGAUGCUAAGAAGGCUGACGAGUGCUGUGAAACGUGCACUUACUAUGACAGGUCUUCUGCCCUUGGCGCAGGUUGUCGCUAUGGAGACAGAGAGGUGGAUUGUGACCUUCGACCUAGGUUUGAUUGCUAUGACGACAGUAAGAGGAACGUCUGCUGCUCUCACUGCGAGGCUAUCAAGGAAGUGACCAAUCCUGGGUGUGAAUACGGUGACAGGAAAGCGAGAUGCCGCAAUAUCACGCGGACAGAUUGCUACACACUGGAGAAGGAGUGCUGUCAAACCUGUCCCUACAUGGUCUCAAACUUCAACAUUGCAAACUGCAGGUAUGGAAACAGACGAGAUUGUGAGGGCAUUGAGGCGUGGCAAUGCACUUCUAACUCCACCCUCAACACCGAGUGCUGCGAGAAAUGCCACUAUCUCCUCAACUCAAAUCAAGGUUGCAUAGACACAUCACCUAACUGUUCGUCCAUUAGCGAUAGUGACUGUUACAGACGAGAGAAGGAGUGCUGUAUGAGCUGCCAGUACCGACAUACCACCAUCACUGGGCUUAGUGACUGCAAGUUUGGUGACCGUGCGUCCCGUUGCUCCUAUGUCACCGCCCAGGACUGUUACAACUCCCAGACAGCAUACGAGUGUUGCAAGACGUGCUUCUUUCACAGACGGGCAGAUAUUCCAGCGUCUGAGAACUGUCUCUAUGGUAACCGACUUACGGACUGCAACAUGUACCACUACUCUGAAUGCUACAACAACACUAACAGGCCUCUAUGUUGUGAGAGUUGCUAUCAGAAGAUGUCAUUGGAUCCAAAUUGUCGCUAUGGUGACAAACAUGAAGAUUGCUACCAGUUGUACAGUCAACCAUGGCAGUGUUAUAACAGCACUGUGAGGAAUGUAUGUUGUGCUUCGUGCCCCAACUUAGAGGAUUACACAUACCCAGAUUGUGCUUAUGGGGACAAACAGCCUGAAUGUUCUAAAGUGAGCAGUCAACGAUGGCAGUGUUACAACGACUCUGUGAGUCAGGCAUGCUGUAGAUCAUGUCCAAAUUUACAGGAUAUCUCACGUCCAGACUGUCGGUAUGGUGACAAGAAACCAUCUUGCAACCCGUGGCAAUGUGGAUCCUACCCAACGGUUGUCCUUAACGAGUGUUGCGCAACAUGCCACGCCCAUAUAACAACAAUGACAACAACUUCCACUACAACACCAAGACCUGUUCCAACAGAAUCACCUUCACCUGUCCCUACAGACAAACAAACAACAACCACGACAAGAACAACAGUAUCAUCAACUCCAUCAUCAACAACAACAACAGCCACCACAAGAUCGUGGUCACCGACAGCAACUGCAGUAACAUGGACUUUAGCCACAGCAAACGUGUCGAAAACCUCUCCAAUAACAACAUCAGCAGCAAUAACAACAACAAAAUCAACUACAACAGCAACAACAAAAGCAACAACAAAAGCAAUUACAACACCUCCACCAACAACAAAAGCAAUGACAACAACAACAGCAACACCAGCACCAAUGUCAACAACAACAUCAACAACACCAGCAAUGACAACAACAACAACAUCAAAAGUACCAUCAAGUUCUACACAAUAUACGGUUGAGACAACAGUGUCAGAGACAACAAUGUCAGAGACAACAACUUCAGAGACAACAACCUCAGACACAACAAUGUCAGAGACACCAUCCACCACAUAUACUACCAGUAAACCGGCUGACACCUCAGAAAAUGGACGCAACAAAAGUUUAAAUUCCAUUGGACCGAUAGUGGGUGGGGCAGUAGGAGGGGUUAUACUGGUCGUCAUAGUGAUUGCUGUCGUCUGCAUCGUCAUGAAGAGGCGGAGACUUCAAUCUGAUGGCUCAGCGGGAACUAUGUCAUCAAAGUCAAGCAGACCAAUAAUAGCAAGACGUGACCCCUCAUAUUCUAACAGUCAAGACAGCCUACAAUCAGCAGCCUGGACUAACCAGGCAUUCAACAGCAACCAGGCAUUUAACAGCAACCAGGCAUUCAACGGCAGCCAGGCAUUCAAUGGCAACCAGGCAUUCAAUUACAACCAGGAAUUCAAUGGCAACCAGGCAUUCAAUGGCCACCACGCAUUUAACGGCCCCCAAGCAUUUAACGGCCCCCAAGCAUUUAACGGCCACGCUGUAAUUAACUUUCCAUCCGGCCCGCCGUCAAAUGGGUACACGCCUGUAACAUAUGGAAACCGGGCCAACCAGGUUCCAUCUGGCCAGCCGUCACACGGGUUGGCGCCCGUGACCUUUGCCAACUGGACCAACCAGGUUGCCAUGGGAUCACGAACACCAACACUGUCAUCAAAAGAACCACCUCGGCGCCAGGCUUCAACCACUGAUGAGGAGGUGUAUCAAUAUAUUGAUGAUAGCGACGUGAAGACUGUGAUAUCAAUGCCAGUACGCAGACCAACACUGCCUUAUCGGGAAGAGAAGAACCCGGCUGCAGAAGGGCACUACCUGGAAUUAAACAAGAAUGUGGAGGACUACGUCAAGCCAGACAGUGAUCAUCCCUACCAUGUGCUAGAGAAACGGGCUACUCCAGAAGAUGUUCACGAUUACAUGCAUAUGUAGACUUCUAGACUGAUAGUACAACCCUCUCAGUGACCUGUGAAAUAAUCCAUUCACAGACAUGCAAAAUGACUACUUUUCCUGUGAAAAGAUACGCACAAUUGUAUGCAUAAUUAUGAGACUGCUAUAUGAGUAAGCCCUUCAGAGAAGACCGAACAAGACUGGACUUGCUGCUGAAAGAUGCCCACAACUAUUUAUGCACACAAAGAAUUUAACACUGCCAUAUUGUCAACAGUUGUAACUGAAAUAAGCCUCUCACAGAUGACAAAACAAGAUUGUGGUGAAUUUUGUGCCUAAAGCCUGUCAGUGACUGCAGUCAGCAAAGGGUUACACUGCAGUCAGCAGUGGGUUCCACUGCGGUCAGCAAAGGGUUACACUGCAGUCAGCAGUGGGUACACUGCGGUCAGCAAAGGGUUACACUGCAGUCAGCAAAAGGUUAUGCUGCAGUCAGCAAAGGGUUACACUGCAGUCAGCGAAGGGUUACACUGCAGUCAGCAAAGGGUCACAGACUUGAUUGAAGAAUGGACUGCUCAGUUAUUGGGCUAUGGGAUGCAUAUUGUGAAUGUUAAAAGCAGUGACAUCAAAGAGAGCUUUGUCACCAGACUUGUUCAUAGCUUGGUAGCAGUGAGUUCAAGAUUGUUGGUUUUUAGUGACGUGAAAUGCAUCCAUAAUGAUGUGCUCUUUGAUGAACAAUAUGUGAAUACUCCGUCAAAAAGUGCAACAUGUUAUAUUGAGAUUAUCAAUUGUAUAAUAAAGCCCUUCUCUUGAAACUUGCAUCAAUAACAUAACACUCUUUGAAAUCCUGUAGUGUGUGAUCAUUUAAUGUAAACUUAGCUUGUUUUGUCUAAACAACUAUUGUGGUUAAUUACCAUGAGCUAGUUUUUAAGUGACCAUAUUUAAAAUGUAAUUGAUUUCUUUUGCUUUCCUUGUAAGUUUUAUGGCUAUGAUUGUGCAGCGCAUACUAUAAUUAUAUAUGAAUUUUUUAAACGUAUUAUUUAAAAACCUAAAGGUGCCAGAUUUGUAAUUGGAGGGUUUUAUUUUGUCAUUUUAUACAUUUGGUGCUUUACAGAAGGCAGAUUUAUUUAACCUUACCUUUAUCUUUCCAUUCUGAAAUAACCCAUUUGUUUCGGUUUUAUUGCUCUCUAGACUAGAUUUUGUUGUUGUUGUACAAGCAACGAUACACCUUUUUACAGUUGUAAGCAUCCACAGAGGCCCUUUACUUAUAUUUUGUUCCUAUUUUUGGAGUCUCGCCCUCAGAAGUGAAACCAUCACAAGCAAACAGAUCCAAAUUGAGUGCAUUCCAGUAAAGUGUCAGAUCCAUAUUGAGUGCAUUUCAGUAAAGUGUCAGAUUCAUAUUGAGUGCAUUCCACUAAAGUGUCAGAUCCAUAUUGAGUGCAUUCGAGUUAAGUGUCAGAUCUAUAUUGAGUGCAUUCCACUAAAGUGACAGAUCCAUAUUGAGUGCAUUCCAGUAAAGUGCCAGAUCCAAAUUGAGUGCAUUCCAGUAAAGUGUCAGAUCCAUAUUGAGUGCAUUCCAGUAAAGUGUCAGAUCCAUAUUGAGUGCAUUCCAGUAAAUUGUCAGUUCCAUAUUGAGUACAUUCGAGUAAAGUGUCAGAUCAAUAUUGAGUGCAUUCCAAUAAAGUGUCAGAUCCAUAUUGAGUGCAUUCCAGUAAAGUGGCAGAUCCAUAUUGAGUGCAUUCCAGUAAAGUGUCAGAUCCAUAUCGAGUGCAUUCCAGUAAAGUGUCAGAUCCAUAUUGAGUGCAUUCCAGUAAAGUGUCAGAUCCAUAUUGAGUGCAUUCCAGUAAAGUGUCAGAUCCAUAUUAAGUGCAUUCCAGUAAAGUGUCAGAUCCAUAUUAAGUGCAUUCCAGUAAAGUGUCAGAUCCAUAUUAAGUGCAUUCCAGUAAAGUGUCAGAUCCAUAUUAAGUGCAUUCCAGUAAAUUGUCAGAUCCAUAUUAAGUGCAUUCCAGUAAAGUGUCAGAUCCAUAUUGAGUGCAUUCCAGUAAAUUGUAAGUUCUCCCAACUGUCCACACUCUGUGAUACAUUUUUAUUACAUUUGAGAAACUGUCAACUUAUUAAAGACCAUACCAACCCCUGGGUGCAAAAAGGUACCAUGUGAAAUUGAGAUUAGAAGGCAUAUUGCAUCUUUUUGCACAAAUGGGGCGAUAUUUCUUUUGCAAGUAAUCAUCGUACAAUUUGUUUUGAUAGUUUUUCUGUGAUUCUGAAUCACGUUCUUUUUUUAUGCCCCUGGUAGGGUGGCAUUUAGCAGUUGAACUGUCCGUCAGUCAGUAUGUCAGUAUGUGUGUAUGUCAGUAUGUGUGUAUGUGUGUAUGUCAGUCUGUCCAUCCGUCCGAAAAAAACUUUAACAUUUGCCAUAACUUUUUCACUAUUGAAGAUAGCAACUUGAUAUUUGGCAUGCAUGUGUAUCUCAUGGAGCUGAACAUUUUGAGUGGUGAAAGGUGAAGGUCAAGGUCAUUCUUCAAGGUCAAAUGUCAAAUAUAUGGUGUCUGUCCGUCCGAAAACUUUAACAUUGGCAAUAACUUGUUCAAUAUUGAAGAUAGCAACUUGAUAUUUGGCAUGCAUGUGUAUCUCAUGAAGCUUCACAUUUUGAGUGGUGGAAGUUCAAGGUCAAGGUCAUUCUUCAAGGUCAAAGGUAAAAAAAAAAAAAUUCAAAGCAGCGUUCUCAUGAAGCUGCACAUUUUGAGUGGUGGAAGUUCAAGGUCAAGGUCAUCCUUCAAGGUCAAGGUCAUCCUUCAAGGUUAAAGAUAAAAAAAAUAAAAUCAAAGCGACGUUCUCAUGAAGGUGCACAUUUUGAGUGUUGGAAGUUCAAGAUCAAGGUCAUCCUUCAAGGUCAAAGGUAAAAAAAAAAUCAAAGCAGUAUUUUCAUGAAGCUGCACAUUUUGAGUGGUGGAAGUUCAAGGUCAAGUCAUCCUUCAAGGUCAAGGUCAUCCUUCAAGGUCAAAGGUAUUUUUUUUUUUUUUUCAAAGCGGUGUCCUCAUGGAGCUGCACAUUUUGAGUGGUGGAAGUUCAAGGUCAAGGUCAUCCUUCAAGGUCAAAGGUCAAAACAAAAAUUCAAAGCGGCGCAAUAAGGGGCAUUGUGGUUCUUGCGAACACAUCUCUUGUUUUCUGUAACAUUUGUGGUCUAGUUUGAUUUAUUAAAAUGUAUUACUUUUCUUCUCCAAGUACUUUUUUCAGGGAAUUAGUGUUAAACUGAUGUAUCUGCAAUACAUUUCUUAUUAGAUACAGUAGUUUCAUGUUUAUCUCCAAGAUUCCUCUAUACAUUUUUGACAUUGUUAAAAGUACAUUUACAAAAUGCUCACACGCAUAUAUAGCAUGUAUAUAAAUUAUGUUCUAUAAAAAUAAUGAUCAGUACUGACCAUAUGAUCCCAGGUAUGACAUUCUGGAAUAAUUGAUUGAAUUCUUACUUCUUUAUAUUAAAAGUAAAAACAAUUCUAAAAUGUCUCCAAUUGUCAAGAUUUUGCGCACAACUCUGUAGUAAAUCCCAGCACAAUGAUGACCUAAUCCCUGUUUGCCUGUGAUGUUAUGGUUGAUUUUAUAUUGCCAACUUAUAUAGAAAAUACUACAAAUGAGGCCACCAAAAAUCGUAAAAGUUGAACUGUGAAGGAGAACUUCGGGCAAUUAUAGGUUUUGCUAUUUAAAUUACAUGGUCAAACUUUUUAAAACCAUUUUAUUUUUGAAAUCCAUAAGAAAUCUGACAGUAUAAAUAGGUUGCUUCCAUGAUGCCUUAUUUGUACAAAGCAAUGAAUUGUGUCACACUCUAUUUUUAGACACAUUUCACCCAAACAAUACUCUUCUACAAUAAGGUUCUAUCAGUUGAAGUUACUUGAAAAACAUCAGAAAUUGAUCUACAAGCGACUUUGUCUGAGAUUACCCGAUGUCCUACUUUUCUUGGAUUAACCCUUAUGUCCAGUCCGACAAAAGAAUGAUUCUUUAACAGAUUUAGAGGGGGAAGGACAUGAACUAGAUUAUUGAUGGAAGAUAUUGUUUGUGAUUUCAGUUGUAAGUACACAUUAUUAGCUCUCUGUCUGUAAAUUGUUUACUUGAAUAACAAAUUUUAAGAUAUUUUUUUUUUGCCCUUGAAACAAGUAGUUAGUCAGGCCAGUGUAUAUCUGAAAAAAAUAUGCCAUAACACACAGGUUCAAAAUAGGAAAGUGUGAAUUCCAUAUUUCAGUUCCUUGUCUGUGAAUUACGUUAACUUACUGCUAUGUGUUGCUUUUCUUUAAGAAAUCCUUGUGUUUACUUUAAUAUUUCUCUUUACUUGUAUUUUUGACUUUUGUAUGUUUUACCUAGAAAUCCUCACUUACACACAAAAUCCUGUGUUCAUUAGAAUCUCUUAUACAUGUACAGAUAUUAAUAUCACCAUUAUGUUGUUUUUAAUGUUUUAUUGUAUAGUUUUAAAUGUUUAAUAGAAUAUAUUUUGUGUUCAUUUUGUUAUCAGUUUAUGUUGUUUCAACUUACAGUUCAUAUUCCAAAAAAAAAAAUUUUAAUUCAUUGUC
Messenger RNA from Dreissena polymorpha, 9064 nucleotides. RefSeq names its product mucin-19-like. The record is from RefSeq and is a predicted model, not a curated record. The transcript is spliced from 27 exons. Bases 342 to 4556 code for a protein of 1404 amino acids. NCBI's taxonomy places the organism in Eukaryota, Metazoa, Mollusca, Bivalvia, Myida, Dreissenidae.